Spea bombifrons (plains spadefoot toad) is the source of this 1772-nucleotide messenger RNA. RefSeq names its product ribosomal modification protein rimK like family member A (gene RIMKLA). Gene Ontology annotation, cellular component: cytoplasm. Bases 525 to 1619 code for a protein of 364 amino acids. Lineage: Eukaryota; Metazoa; Chordata; Amphibia; Anura; Pelobatidae. Gene Ontology annotation, biological process: protein modification process. The record is from RefSeq and is a predicted model, not a curated record. Gene Ontology annotation, molecular function: ligase activity, forming carbon-nitrogen bonds; ATP binding; metal ion binding. The transcript is spliced from 5 exons.
CCAGUAAUGAUUGCUAUAAUAAUAACCUUUCUUUGGAUGCAGCUCUGGCUUUCCUUAGGUAAGCUGCAGGUAACAGGGGCAAGCGCAAGGUCCGCAGCCGCAGGAUGUGGGGCAGCAGGUGAUGCAGAAAUAGCAAGAAUGAAAAACAUGCAGAAGAAGGAAAAAUGAGCCAAUUAUCAGCAUUGCUAAUGAGCAUGGCGUUAGUAAACCUUUCUUACAUUUAAAGUGGAUUUGUCAAGGUUCCUUCAGUGUUGAUUGCAUCAAGGCGAUGUACCCUGGCUGCGCAUGGAGCUGGGGGCUGUGAGCUGGGGAGGGUAUUAGAAUCUGCCUCUGAUGCCCCAUCUCUGGGUGCUGGUCCAAUGCAGCUCAUCAUGUGUUCCUGUACAGACGUCUCGGUGCUGCACUCAGGCCUUUAAAGGGCUUUAAAGGGACUGACCUUGGCUCCGUUCUUGCGCCCCUCCUAUUGCAUUUGGGUAUUUUUUUUCUUUUGCCCUUUCUUUCUUUUUUUUUGCUCCGCGUUCACCAUGGGCUCCCAGCUGUGGCUUCUCACAGACAGGCAGAUCCUGGAGGAUUAUCCACAGACGCGGAUCUCGGAAGCGCUGAAGCUGAGAUGCCGGGAACAAGAAGUGGGGUUCGCUUUGGUUUUAAUGGAGCACAUAGCCCUCACUGUCACCGACGGACACUUGGGCUUGCAAAUUAACCAGAAGAUUGUGACUGCUUACCCUCAGGUGAUACUGGUUCGGUUGCCAACCCCAACGGUGCAGUCUGAUAGCGCUAUAACGGUUUUGAGACACCUUGAAAAGCUAGGUUGCCGUCUAGUGAAUCAUCCGAAAGCCAUUUUAAACUGUGUGAAUAAGUUCUGGACAUUUCAAGAGCUCGCGGGCCACGGGAUACCCUUACCUGACACUUUCUCCUACGGCGGCCACGACGACUUCUCCAAAAUGAUACAAGCAGCCGAACCGCUCGGGUAUCCUGUGGUUGUGAAAAACACACGAGGAUAUCAAGGAAGAGCCGUAUUUCUUGCCAGGGAUAAGCACCACUUACUGGAUCUAUCCCACCUAAUGCGGCACGACGCGCCAUACCUGUUCCAGAAGUAUGUGAAGGACUCGCACGGGAAGGGGGUCCGCGCGGUGAUUGUCGGGGGGAGACUGAUUGGCUCCAUACUGUGCUGCUCCACGGAUGACCGAAUGCAAAGCAGCUGCUGUUUAGGAGGUACGGCUGUCAGCUGUGCCCUCAGCGAGCAGGGGAAGCUGUUAGCCUCGCGAGUCUCUUCUAUCCUCGGCGCGGACGUGUGCGCCAUCGAUCUUCUCCUGCAGGAUAAUGGAUCUUUCGUGGUUUGCGAUGCUGAUGCGAACGUCAGCUUUGCCGAGUUUGACCAGGCGUGGAAAUUAGAUCUGGGAAGCGUUAUAGCGGAUUACGCGCUAUCCCUCCUCCCCGGGAAGAUACGGCAGGAGACGCCUCCGCUAUCUGCAGCCCCCGGGGCCGAGGAAACCCAGGAGACUCCAGGACAGGAGCCGUCCGCAAGCUGCAGCCGUAUAGAGGACAUCAAGGAUUGUCCGAACGUGCCAAAGCCGCGUCCCCCGGCCCCGUCUGAUUGCACUCACAACACGGACAAGUAAUCUACCUCCUCACGCAUGGUGUAUGUAACCUACAGGGACCUCCGCGGCGACACGGGGGCUGAUGGACAAAUGUUUUAGCCUCUCUAAAAGGACUAAUGCUGCUUCCUUCUAUCUGACAUGUAUUACAAACGCUUACCUGCACAGCGAUGGUUA